AUGUUCAAGCCCAGAUUACGGAUACCAAGGGGAGCCGGCGCCCCAAGGCUGUCCUCAGCAGUCCCCCGGCCUGCGCCGUUGUCACCCUUCGCGGUUACUGCGAGACACCAGCAGCAACAACAGAGGUCUUUACACGCCUCACCAUCACGGCGGCUGCACAAGGUCGCCCCAUUGACCGACGAUGCCAAGUUCGAGCAAUAUGGUGUGCCGGGCCUGUUGACGACCGAGGGAUUCGAAUUCGCGUACACCAACUACCAAUCGUGGCUGCUAGAAAAGCUGAACCAGAUGACAGCAGGCACCUCGUUCGAAGGCAAGACCACCCUCGAGACGCUGAUCCUGACCGCUCGCGAGCCACACCUCGCCGCCACGUUCAACUAUGCGUCCAUGGCGCACAACAACCACUUUUUCUUCGACGGGCUGUCCAAGACCGGCGGCAACGACAAGAAUGAGCAUAUUUCCAGUCACGCGCCGCUCGCGGCCAUGCUGGAGAUGUCGUUCGGCAGCCUGGAGAGCCUGCGGCGCGAGCUCAUCAUGACGGCCGACGCCAUGUUCGGGCCGGGCUUCGUCUGGAUGGUUCAGCAGAUGGACUCGCCCGGGGCGGUGGCGCGGCCCUUCAAGCUCCUGACGACGUACCAGGCCGGCAGCCCGCACCCGGGCGCGCACUGGCGCAGCCAGGGCGUCGACAUGAACAACCACGGCGGCCAAAGGGAGGGCGGCGCCGUCAUCAAGGAGUACUUUGACAGGCAGAACAUCGCCAACAACCGCGAGCCUCUGCACGGCAGCGGCGCCACCGCCUCCAACGCCAGCAAGGCCGUCAAGUCGCCGCCCGGCGGCUCCCAUAUCGUCCCCCUGCUGUGCGUCAACACGUGGGAGCACGUCUGGAUGUGGGACUACGGCAUUGGCGGCAAGGCGAAAUUCGUGGAGAACUGGUGGGAGACCAUCAACUGGGGCAAGGUGAACGAUCUGGCCCACAUUGACGAACCUUACAAGAUGACUGCAAACCCGAAGAUCAGCAUUGCCCCGGCUGCUAGGCGGGUACCUGGGGUCGCUGCGGAGCGCACAGCUGGGGCGCCUCAGUAA
Messenger RNA from Diaporthe amygdali, 1080 nucleotides. RefSeq names its product superoxide dismutase. Gene Ontology annotation, molecular function: superoxide dismutase activity; metal ion binding. Lineage: Eukaryota; Fungi; Ascomycota; Sordariomycetes; Diaporthales; Diaporthaceae. The record is from RefSeq and is a predicted model, not a curated record. The transcript has 2 exons. Gene Ontology annotation, biological process: superoxide metabolic process. Bases 1 to 1080 code for a protein of 359 amino acids.